Molecule: messenger RNA, 1267 nt
Organism: Eruca vesicaria subsp. sativa (arugula)
Lineage: Eukaryota; Viridiplantae; Streptophyta; Magnoliopsida; Brassicales; Brassicaceae
Source: the annotation of a GenBank genome assembly
CCGAAUGAUACUCAUUGGUUUGACGACGAUAAGUGAUAAUAAUGACGUGGAUUUCGGAACCAAACCGUUAAACAACUUCGGUCCACCUACUAAUCCUACCGACAAACUUUAUCCUCACCGCUUGAGACGGCGAAAAAGAAAUGGCUGCGAAAGAUCCGGCGACGACCAGUGAUGAUGCCAUUAGAGUUAACGGUAUGGAGUUUUCUUAUGAAGCCGAGGAUCCUAUAUUCUUUGAUUUCAACCUCGAGCUCCCAGCUGGAUCUAGAUGCCUUCUUGUUGGCGCCAAUGGAUCUGGCAAGACAACUCUAUUGAAGAUUUUGGCUGGAAAGCAUAUGGUGGGAGGAAAGAACGUUGUACAAGUUCUUAGCCGCUCCGCUUUCCAUGAUACUCAACUUGUUUGCAGUGGUGACUUGUCUUACCUUGGAGGUUCUUGGAGUAAAACCGUUGGUUCAGCUGGCGAGGUUCCUCUUCAGGGAGACUUUUCAGCAGAGCAUAUGAUAUUUGGAGUUGAAGGAAUCGAUCCGGUGAGAAGAGAGAAACUGAUUGAUCUUCUUGACAUCAAUCUUCAGUGGCGUAUGCAUAAGGUUUCUGAUGGGCAGAAACGCCGAGUUCAGAUAUGCAUGGGACUAUUAAAUCCCUUCAAGGUGUUGUUACUUGACGAGGUAACUGUUGACCUUGAUGUUGUUGCAAGGAUGGAUUUGCUGGAAUUCUUCAAAGAAGAAUGUGAUCAGAGAGGAGCUACCAUUGUAUAUGCAACUCAUAUAUUCGACGGGCUAGAGACAUGGGCUACACAUUUGGCCUACAUUCAAAACGGUGAGCUGAAUCGUUCAUCAAAAAUGGCAGAUAUCAACGAGAUGAAAACUUCACCCAACCUCCUCUCCGUGGUAGAAUCUUGGCUUCGUUCUGAAACCAAACUUGACAAGAAAAGGAAGAAGAAGGAGCAUGUGGCAGCAUGGAAACCAUCUCCGUUUGAUAACUCACCUUUUAGGUCAUCCAGACACAUGGCUUACUACCGAUGAUUGAUAAUUACAGAUGAGAUCACUGAUCAUAUGUAUGAGUAUUAGUAAGAAUAAGGACAGUAGGGACAAGUUCACAUUGUGUGUGUAUUGUUUAGCUGCUAUACACUCUUGAGCUCAUUGAAAAAUAUACAACAAAAUAUAUGUAUUGUUUUUUUUGGUAUUCAAAAAAUAUGUAGUGCUCUGCCACAGCUAUUAAUCCGUCUGCACAUCGGACGACAUGGUACAAAUCUAAAUCUAUGUUUUCAGAG